CCCACCGCCUGCACCGAAGCGGAUGAAAACAAACACUAACGAUGGCGGCGCCGGGGAGCGACGAGCUGCGGUCUUAAGGCCGGGACGAUCGCUUGGCGGGAGAGGGGAACCCUGAAGAAAACCAGUCGACCUGACUACGGCAACCCGCUCAUUCCCGAGAGCAAAAAAAGGCCUGCCUUACGAAGUGGGGACCCAACUUAAGGCGUUAGGAAUCUGCCUGCGACCUGUGCCGUCCGGAGCCGCGAACCUUCAGCCAGGAGGUGCGGCUGGCCGGCCCCGGGCCCCGGCCUCCGUAAUGAGAGCCUCGGGACACACUCUGGGCAGCCGCUUCGCAGGUGAGGGUGACUGUUGACUAGUGAAAAAAAGGGACUCAAGGUUCACGACUCUCUUCUUACUGGCAGUGGAACGACCUGUGGAAACCUGCGAUCCGUUCUCAUUAAAUAAAUCUCUGGAUUCCUAUAGGCAAUGGAAACUGAUCUCAAUUCCCAGGACAGGAAGGACCUGGACAAGUUUAUUAAAUUUUUUGCCCUCAAGACUGUCCAAGUGAUUGUCCAGGCUCGACUUGGUGAAAAGAUUUGCACUCGUUCGUCAUCUUCCCCAACGGGUUCAGAUUGGUUUAACUUAGCAAUCAAGGACAUCCCAGAGGUGACACAUGAAGCAAAGAAGGCAUUGGCAGGGCAGCUGCCUGCGGUUGGGCGCUCUAUGUGUGUGGAGAUCUCACUCAAGACUUCUGAGGGAGAUUCCAUGGAGCUGGAAAUUUGGUGUCUUGAAAUGAAUGAAAAGUGUGAUAAAGAAAUCAAAGUUUCCUACACGGUCUAUAACAGACUGUCAUUGCUGCUGAAGUCUCUUCUUGCUAUAACUAGGGUGACACCAGCCUACAGACUGUCCAGAAAACAAGGGCAUGAAUAUGUCAUAUUGUACAGGAUAUAUUUUGGGGAAGUUCAGCUGAAUGGCUUAGGAGAAGGCUUCCAGACAGUUCGUGUUGGGACAGUGGGCACCCCUGUUGGCACCAUCACUCUUUCUUGUGCUUACCGAAUUAACUUGGCAUUCAUGUCUACCAGGCAAUUUGAGAGGACCCCACCUAUCAUGGGGAUUAUCAUUGAUCACUUUGUGGACCGUCCCUAUCCUAGCUCCUCUCCCAUGCACCCCUGCAAUUACAGAACUGCAGGUGAGGAUGCUGGAGUAACAUAUCCAUCAGUGGAAGACUCUCAAGAAGUGUGUACCACCUCUUUUUCCACGUCCCCUCCCUCCCAGUGUGUGUUUACUGUCACAAAGGCACAUUUUCAGACCCCUACUCCUGUGGUGACGGACACUCUGAGGGUCCCCAUGGCAGGACUGGCCUUUGCCCAUCAUCUCUCAAGCUCUCGCCUUUCCUAUCAGCCUGCUGUCCUGGGCCUUGGAUCAGCUGACCUGGCUUAUCCGGUAGUGUUUGCUGCUGGCUUAAAUGCUCCACACCCUCACCAGCUCAUGGUUCCGGGGAAGGAAGGUGGGGUACCCCUUGCUCCCACCCAGCCCACUCAUGGCGCCCAGGCUGACCAGGAAAGAUUGGCAACUCACACACCUUCCGACGGCAUCCACUGUGCUGCUACCCCUUCCAGCAGUGAGGAUGCAGAAACUGUAUCCACCAGCAGUGAGGGACGGGCCUCCCCACACGAUGUCCUGGAGACCAUCUUUGUUCGAAAAGUGGGAGCCUUUGUCAACAAACCCAUCAACCAGGUGACUCUGACAAGUUUGGACAUACCUUUUGCCAUGUUUGCUCCCAAGAAUUUGGAGCUGGAGGAUGCUGAUCCCAUGGUGAAUCCUCCCGAGUCCCCAGAGACGGCGUCUCCUCUGCACGGCAGCCUGCACUCCAAUGGCUCCAGUGGGGGCAGCAGUGGCAAUGCGCAUGAUGACUUUGUGAUGAUCGACUUCAAACCUGCUUUUUCUAAAGAUGACAUUCUUCCAAUGGACUUGGGGACUUUCUAUCGUGAAUUUCAGAACCCCCCUCAGCUGAGCAGCCUUUCCAUAGAUAUUGGAGCUCAGUCCAUGGCUGAAGACUUGGAUUCACUACCAGAGAGGCUGGCUGUGCAUGAGAAGAACGUCCGCGAAUUUGAUGCCUUUGUAGAAACCCUGCAGUAAAAACGUCCUGUGCCAGCAGCAUUCCUGUGGUCCCAGGGGCUGAGAGCCUCUCCUCAGUUGCUCCCGUCCCUCCUGCUGCUCCCAGCCAGAUGGAAGGCAGGAGGGUUCCCUACGGGGGCCCACAAGUCUCUAUUCUUGGGCCUUCCUGAGACUCCAUGGUGGCAAUGAAGCCUAGUAACUGCCAGAGGAAGGGCUUGCCCUCAGGCCUUGCAUUUAGAAGACCUGGUUUAAUGAAAGAGGCUCAGCAGGGCCACCCAUCUUCUGCCUGUCAUCAUCAGCUGCUCCACAAAAGGAUGUCACCUAGAUCCUGUUGCUCCAGCCUCCCAUCUGGAUCUGCCCUGAAGCUGGCUGGUCCCCUGCCUGCUGCUCUUACCAUCAACCACUUGACAUUCCAGCUGGUGGCCCAGAAGGCCGGGACAAGGCAGAAAAAGGAAGGGGAGACCAUGCUGGAAGGAGGGAGGAAGGUCCUGUAGGCUCUAGGUGUCUCCUUUUAUUCUUGGGUUCUCUCUCUCUCUCUCUCUCUCUCUCUCUCUCUCUCUCUCUCUCUCUCUCUCUCUU
Molecule: messenger RNA, 2676 nt
Organism: Perognathus longimembris pacificus (Pacific pocket mouse)
Lineage: Eukaryota; Metazoa; Chordata; Mammalia; Rodentia; Heteromyidae
Gene: Atg13
Product: autophagy related 13
Exons: 19
Coding region: 466-2118 (550 amino acids)
Biological process (GO): mitophagy; autophagosome assembly; piecemeal microautophagy of the nucleus
Cellular component (GO): Atg1/ULK1 kinase complex; cytosol; extrinsic component of membrane
Source: RefSeq, a predicted model, not a curated record